Messenger RNA from Gaeumannomyces tritici R3-111a-1, 787 nucleotides. RefSeq lists its product as hypothetical. The transcript has a single exon. Bases 314 to 541 code for a protein of 75 amino acids. NCBI's taxonomy places the organism in Eukaryota, Fungi, Ascomycota, Sordariomycetes, Magnaporthales, Magnaporthaceae. The record is from RefSeq and is a predicted model, not a curated record.
CGAGCCAGGUUGCUGGUGGUGAUCCUACCACACCCAAAAGGCGUAGUAGUCACAUACGUCCGCCGCUAACAUUUGUAUCUUUUUUUUUUUUGUUCAUUCGAAGGUCCCCGCGCUUCCACGCCAGCGCAGACAGCUGGAAGCUAAAAGGGAACAGCCACCGAGCUUUACCCGCGCUCAGACGAGAGGGGUCACGCCCUCAAAAGCAAAACAGCUAGCAAAAAAAAGAAAAGGCGCCGCUACGUAGUUGAAUAAAAGCAACCGAGUCGCGCGGCUGGAGCUGUGAACCUUGAACCUUGAACGGACACACGAAAAGAUGGGAUCCAGGCUCGGCAAGGACGGACGGGACAGGCAGGCGGCGCGGGUGGGAACGGGCUAUUGGUUUGCGGCGAGCAAGGCUGGCUAUCUCUCGACCUUGAUUCUGGGGCGUGGGCGCAACAGGGCUUGCAGGGCUGCCCAGCCCCAAGCCCAGUCCAAGAGUCAGCCCAGCCAGGAGCUCGUCGCCGCGCCGCCCACGGGGAUGGUUUGCCCCGGCGGUGGGUAAUCUGGGGUACCUAAUGAUGGAGGAUCCCAUGCCGCGGGUCCUGUGUGGUAAGCAUUACGAUCCGUAAGCAAAAAAAAAAAAAAAAAACCAACCCCAUCACAUCACCCAUCCUCACCGGGUACACCUGCUUGUUUGAGCGAAAGGCGGCGGACAACCCGGUCAGCCCCCAGCUUAGCCUAGCCCACUCACUCCCCAUGCUAUUACCAGGGGGAGGGGACGGCCUAAAUCGGAAUAGGAACAAGGUGG